AGCUGCAUUGCAUACACAAAUUUUCUAUACCUCUCCAAAUACAAAGUUGCAAACCUUUUCCAAACCACAUCAUUUUAUUAUUGUUAACAAAUUGUAACUUUGGCCAUAUAAUCCCAUGGAUAAUUUACCUAAAUGUGGAGCUAAUUAUGUGCCUCUUACUCCUCUCACCUUUUUAACCAGAGCCUCUAAUUCUUAUGCCAACCGCACCUCUACUAUUUAUGCCAAUGUUCGCUUCAAUUGGCGGGAAACCCAUGAACGUUGUUGUCGCCUUGCUUCCUCCCUUCGCUCCUUAAACAUUGUCAAGAACGACGUGGUCUCAGUCCUUGCACCAAAUGUACCGGCCAUGUUAGAAAUGCAUUUUGCUGUGCCUAUGGCAGGGGCUGUGCUCAACGCCAUCAAUACAAGGCUGGACGCUAAAAAUGUUGCCCUUAUUCUCAAGCACUCAGAAGCCAAGAUCUUUUUUAUUGACUAUGAAUACAUUGACAAAGCUAAAAAGGCCAUUGAAAUACUACUGUCCGACUUUCAAAUGCCAAUGCCUCUUGUCGUUGUCAUUGAUGACAUAGAUUCCCCUACUGGAAUUCGGUUUGGGGAGCUUGAUUACGAGCAGUUGGUGUUCCAAGGCAGCCCUGAGCACGUCGUUGAGAAUAUUGAUGACGAAUGGGAUCCAAUUACUUUGAGCUAUACAUCAGGUACAACUUCAGAGCCAAAGGGAGUCGUGUACAGCCACAGAGGUGCUUUUUUAAGCACUUUGAGUUUGAUUUUGGGAUGGGAGAUGGGUACUGAGCCUGUCUACUUAUGGUCCCUCCCUAUGUUUCACUGCAAUGGUUGGACUUUCACAUGGGGAAUAGCUGCAAGGGGUGGCACCAAUGUUUGUAUGCGCAAUACAACAGCCCAAGAAAUAUACUCCAACAUAGUGUUACACAAAGUAACGCAUAUGUGUGCUGCACCUAUUGUUCUCAGCAUAAUCCUUGAGGCCAAGCCACACGAGCAGCGUCAAAUAAUGACUCCGGUACAAGUUUUGGUGGGGGGUGCACCCCCACCAGCACCACUGCUUGAAAGAAUCGAGAGGGUGGGAUUCCACGUUGUCCAUGCCUAUGGGCUCACGGAGGCCACUGGACCAGCCCUGGUGUGUGAGUGGCAAGCCAAGUGGAGCAAAUUACUGUGGGAAGAACAAGCCAGGUUAAAGGCAAGACAAGGGCUGGGCAUACUAACACUUGCUGAUGUUGAUGUGAAGGAAUUCAAGAAUAUGGAAAGUGUGCCUCGUGAUGGGAAAACAACAGGGGAAAUAUGCCUGAGGGGAAGCAGUAUCAUGAAAGGGUACUUAAAAAAUGAAAAGGCGAAUUCAGAAGUAUUCAAGAACGGUUGGUUUUUCACAGGGGAUAUGGGAGUGAUUCAUCCAGAUGGGUAUUUGGAAAUCAAAGAUAGAUGCAAAGAUUUAUAUAUAUAG
Solanum pennellii is the source of this 1447-nucleotide messenger RNA. RefSeq names its product butyrate--CoA ligase AAE11, peroxisomal-like. NCBI's taxonomy places the organism in Eukaryota, Viridiplantae, Streptophyta, Magnoliopsida, Solanales, Solanaceae. The coding region runs from base 116 to 1447 and encodes 443 amino acids. The transcript is spliced from 2 exons. The record is from RefSeq and is a predicted model, not a curated record.